Molecule: messenger RNA, 342 nt
Organism: Melospiza melodia melodia
Lineage: Eukaryota; Metazoa; Chordata; Aves; Passeriformes; Passerellidae
Product: serine/threonine-protein kinase pim-1-like
Exons: 1
Biological process (GO): protein autophosphorylation
Cellular component (GO): cytoplasm
Molecular function (GO): ATP binding; protein serine/threonine kinase activity
Source: RefSeq, a predicted model, not a curated record
ACCAGCGCACCCCUGGAGGUCGUGCUGCUGGCCAAGGUGUCCACUGGCUUCCCCGGUGUGGUCCAGCUGCUGGAGUGGCUCGAGCUCCCCAACUGCAUCGUGAUGGUGCUGGAGCGGCCAGAGCAGUGUCAGGACCUGCAGCGUUUCAUUCAGGCACGGCGGUUCCUGCCCGAGGAGGAGGCGCGGGAGCUGUUCCGCCAGGUGCUGGAGGCCGUGCGGCACUGCACCAGCUGCGGGGUCCUGCACAGGGACAUCAAGCCAGAGAACAUCCUGGUUGACCUGGACACCGGGCAGGCCAAACUGAUUGACUUUGGCUGUGGCACCUACCUGCAGGACACAGUC